AUGACAGAAACUUAUCAGUCUACCAUUGUCCCCGACGGCAACCGAGCGACAAAAGAUAUCUCCAACCUCUACAGCAGAGUCGAUCACUCUUUCGCUAUCAAAGGAAAUUCCCAAGGAAAACCACUCGUCUCCUCAUGGGAUCCCACCAUCCAAGACACACUCUCCUCGCUUUUACGCUGGACGGGCUCCUACUCGGCCGAGUCGCAGGAGCACUAUCUCAAGUUUGCGCGUGAGGUUGUGGUUCCCCGUCUCAACCCGCCUCGCGCGGCCGACUGGCCUCAUUACAUCGGAACGCACAACCAUGGGCCAUACGAGCUAAGCAUCGCCUUUUCGCCUCAUAAAAAGGCCAAAGUACGGUUUUCAGUACAGCCGCUGGCUGAGAGCCAUGUGGUCGAUGACCCCCUAGGGCAAAAGGAUCUACGAAAGAAAUGUGAAGAUUUCGCGUCUGCAUGCCAUGCAGACCGUGAUCGACUGGAUAACUUUUUCGAUUCAAUCUUCCUCACUGAAGAGGAGCAGGCCGGGCUACUUGAGAAGCAUGCUGGUCGCAGUGACGCGGCCGGUGCGCUGCCUCAGCAAAAUUGUUUCGUUGCAUUCGAUCUCGAGCCCGUUGAUAGCGGCAGCCCGGCUGUUAAUAUGAAGCUGUAUUUGUUUCCGCAGCUCAAAGCUCUUGCAACAGGCAAGGACCUACUAGACGUCACAGAGUCCAUUCUGAGACGACUUGCCGGUGGUGAUAAGGAGCUGCUAGCAUCCUGGCAAAUGGUUCGAUCAUUUCUAACCUCUGAUGGCAAGGAUAAUCUCAUACAUUUCCUUGCCAUCGACUGUCUGGGGCCCCAGAUGAAGCCUCGAUUCAAAGUCUACACCCACACUCAUGUUAACUCGCUCGCCUCAGCCCGUCGUGUCAUCACUAUGGGUGGUCGUGUCCCCUCACCGAAGUAUCUAGAUACUCUCUGGCCCCUCCUUAUGGAUAUGGAAGAUGUUUCUCUGACUGAUAGAGAGGGACUGCAAAAGCCUCUCCGCGAACCGGAAAGCAAGUACUGUGGGCUUAAUCCAACGUUUGAGCUGGGUCCGGGCAACGCAGUUCCGGUGGUCAAGAUGUAUGUGCCUAUAUGGCAAUACGCGCGCGACGAGCCCGGGAUUGUGCGUCGCUACCAGCGCUUGCUACAGACGCAGGGUUUGGGGCAUUACGAUAUUGAGGCUGCUAUUCAAUGCGUCUUUGGCGAUGAGAGGGAUACAAGCCUGCAUAAUAUGGCAUCAAUCGUCUCUACGGGAGGCGGGGAAAAUGUAGCCUUUACCGCCUACCUCGGGCCAAAGUUCUGGGACUAA
Colletotrichum paranaense is the source of this 1323-nucleotide messenger RNA. RefSeq names its product aromatic prenyltransferase. The transcript is spliced from 2 exons. NCBI's taxonomy places the organism in Eukaryota, Fungi, Ascomycota, Sordariomycetes, Glomerellales, Glomerellaceae. The record is from RefSeq and is a predicted model, not a curated record. Gene Ontology annotation, molecular function: transferase activity, transferring alkyl or aryl (other than methyl) groups. The coding region runs from base 1 to 1323 and encodes 440 amino acids. Gene Ontology annotation, biological process: alkaloid metabolic process.